CACUGUUUUACUUUCCCGCGGAUUUUCAGUCUAAUUCCUAUCCGGCAGUUAUGCCAGUUAUGCGCGUCCAACUUAUUGUAUUUGUGAAAGUAGUUCCUUAAAUUAUAAAACUUGUACAAUUGUACAUAACAUUUCAAUCUCGAAAUUUAUACGUAUUAAAUAUAUGAUCGAUUAAUGUUCGCAUCAUAGUUGUUUGACUGAUAAAUUAUUGUUUAGGUUAUAGUAACGUGCCAUUGACAGAUUUGUUGUAGAUCUUGUCAGUCGUUGUUAUGUUGUAAGAAAAAGUUUACAAUUGAAAGCAUUUAGACCUAAUAAGAUGAAAAUGACGGAUUCCAACGAAAAAGAUGAUUGUAUGAUUGAAGCGGUUACUCCGAUCAGAACAAAGAAAAUGAAACAAGCGCAAUUACCAUUUCAAAUACGGAGUCCAACUCAAUCACCAAAUGUUAUGAAAACUAAGAAGAGGAAGCUGUCAUCACCUUCAGUGGGAUGUAAAAGUCCAAAGGCAGUUAAAGUUUCCAAGCCAGCUUCCAAUAAAGAUGAUGCUAAAGUUGAAACAUUAAGGAUGGAUAGUAAUGAUAUAGAAAUUGUAGAAAGUAUAGAAAUUGAGAGUGUGAAGGAAAAUACAUCUAAUAAAGUGAAUGCUGUACAAAAAUCUACAACUCCAAAACAAUUGUCAACCAAGCAGAAGAAAAUAGAAAAACAGGAUAAAUCAAAAUCUAACUGUUUAACAAAGUUUUUAAAAAAGACUGAUACAAAAGAAGAUGAUGCUAAUGAUGAUCAGGAAAAUCCUUUGCUAGAGGAAAAAGAUGAAUCUGUUAAUGAAAGCUUUGAUACAGAAACUGAUGCAAAUGUAUCACAGAAAGCAGAAGAACUAGUUGGGGCAGUUAAUGACUCUUGCGAUGUUAAUUCUGAUGUUGUAAAUUUAUCGUCGGAUAGUAAUGACAGAGGGGGUGACCACUUAAAGUCAAAUACAGAACAAAGUAUGAAUUCUGACAGUUCAAAAACUCCUAAAAUUGAUAAGAUAAAGAAGACGAAAUUAACACCUACGCAACAGGAAAAGAAAUUAUUAAGUAUUAAGAAAAAGGAAGAGAUGCAGAAACGGAGAAGGGAAAGAGAAAUAAAAUUAGAGGAAGAUCGCAAUAAUCGGCGAAAAGAAAAGGAAAUGAAGCGUAAAAAAAGGGAGGACAAGAUAAAAGCAGAAAAAGAACAAAAAUUGUUUGAAAGGAAAAUGAGGAAACAGAAAAAGGAACAAGAAAUUGAGCAAAAGCUGAAAGAGAAACAGGCUCGAGAGGAGGAUCGCAAAAAAAAGGAAGAGGAGAAAAGGAAGAAAGAGGAGGAAAAACUAGAAGCUGAGCGUAAAAAACAAAAAGCAGCAUCAAAUUUCACCAGUUUUUUCGUCACCAAGAAGCUAGAAAAAUCUUUCCAAGAAGAAAGCACUCUGGAAGUGAAAAAUUUCAUGCCCUUUGAAGUAAAAGCGGACAUGAAAAUGGCUCCGAUCUCUAGAAGAACUUUAAACAAGAAAGAGAAAUUACUAUUGGAUGAAAAGUGUAAUGAAGGAAAUAUGCAAAUAUCAGAUUUGUAUCUUAGCGAGAUCAAAGAUAAAAAGAUCAUUCCACGCAAAUCAACAAAGACUUGGCCGCUUGAAGCAAAAGAGGACGCUGUAACUAUAUUAGACGAUGAAAACGACGGCACGUCGAACAUCGUGAAUCAGAAUAUCGUCUUCGAAAAACAUCGAGCAAAAUUGCUUCAAUUCUCUGAAAAUCAACGGCCACCGUAUUGGGGUACAUGGAGAAAGCGGAGUCGCAAUAUUAAGUCUCGAAAACCAUUCUCAAGGGAUACGAAAUGGUUCAAUUACGAAGUCGAUUCAGACGAAGAGUGGGAAGAGGAAGAGCCAGGCGAGUCUCUGCAUGGUUCAGAGGAAGAAAAAGAUGAAGAGAAUCCAGAAGACAACGAGUACGACGUUGACAAUGAAUUUAUGGUCCCUCACGGAUAUUUGUCGAACGAAGAGGUCAGAGCCGAUGAAGAAGACGAGGAAGAUAUGAAUCCUCAAACACAGAAGUUCAAGUUGAAAGUUCUGGGCCAACAGUUCGAAUCCGAAAGGAGUAGAAAGACAUCAAAAUUGAAACCGAAAAUAAUUGGUUGCAUUUGGAGAGGACCUAACAAUGAAUUUCCACCAAAUGUGCCUGAAAGAACCAGAGAAUUCUUGACAGCCCACGAAGCCUGGGUACGUCAGAUACCGGUCGCGCUACCAGUCAUAAUUGAAAACGAAACAAUGAACCCCACCGAGUGUGGUACACCCUCGCAGCAGUCGGCACUAUCGAGUUCGAAGAAGAGUCAAGUUCCUGAAGCAGUGCUACCCGACUUGAUCCGGCUGCUUCACGGAAACGUGCACGGUAAAAAAUUCCUUGUAAAAGAGUUUCUCGCUUACUUAAACAAAGAGGGCGAAAGCGAGUAUCAAAUGUCGAAAGCUAGACUCAUGAAAAAGAUUUGCGAAAUUGGUAAAUGGAUGAUGUGCUCUGAGGAGGGACCUAUGCAUCUGAAGGCUUGUUGGUACGUUUCUGAAGAAGUUAGGAAGGAGUAUAUGAAGGAGGACCUCCCUUUACCGAACCAGUGGUCGUACACCCUGACUCCGAAGCGGAGGUCAAUUUUCAACGAGGCCACAGAGAAACUGGAGAAAGAAGACAAGGAUAAAGAGAAGAAGAACGUGUCUCUGAUCACUCAGUUUACAAAAAAGAUCAGUCAAGAAGAGAUGAAGAAACACUUAAACGCUAGUCCGAUUGAAACUACUGCACAGAACAGUACGGCUUCUUCUUCACUUUCGGUUAAACCUGUUGGAGGGAAAGCUCCAAAGAGAGCGACCUUCAUCACCCUCAGCAAAGAGGGUGAGCCGGUUUCCAAUGUGUCAAAGGAGAGUUUAUCGAGAACCGUCAACACCGAAACAAAGAAAAGAAAGUCUGAUGAAGUAAUAAUUUUAGAUUCUUCGGAAGACGAUAAUGUUAAGGUCGAAAAGAAAAAGAAGAAAUAGAAGCCUGUGAUAACACUAAGGUUGCUAGUAUCUUUAUGAAAUGAGUGCAUACAGAUGAAAAAGUUGCAGAAGUUGAAAAAGAAACUGUACAUACUCCAAU
Messenger RNA from Osmia lignaria (orchard mason bee), 3125 nucleotides. RefSeq names its product Chromatin assembly factor 1, p180 subunit. The record is from RefSeq and is a predicted model, not a curated record. NCBI's taxonomy places the organism in Eukaryota, Metazoa, Arthropoda, Insecta, Hymenoptera, Megachilidae. Gene Ontology annotation, biological process: nucleosome assembly. Gene Ontology annotation, cellular component: CAF-1 complex; nucleus.